This is a messenger RNA of Prunus mume (Japanese apricot), 576 nucleotides long. Its product is annotated as NADH dehydrogenase [ubiquinone] 1 beta subcomplex subunit 3-B. The record is from RefSeq and is a predicted model, not a curated record. NCBI's taxonomy places the organism in Eukaryota, Viridiplantae, Streptophyta, Magnoliopsida, Rosales, Rosaceae. Gene Ontology annotation, cellular component: mitochondrion; respiratory chain complex I. Gene Ontology annotation, biological process: electron transport chain; mitochondrial respiratory chain complex I assembly.
GAAAGAGGGGAGAUUCACUCAUCAUCAGAGUUUACAAAGCUAAAACUUUUGAGAAUAAGCAAGAAGAAGAAGAGAGAAACAGGAUGGGGAGUAGUAGCAAAAAGGCGCUGGGGACGACAGGGGAGUUCUUCAGGAGGAGGGACGAGUGGAGGAAGCACCCGAUGCUGACGAAUCAGCUCCGCCACGCCACUCCCGGCCUCGGCAUCGCUCUCGUGGCCUUCGGCGUCUACCUCGUCGGCGAGCAAGUCUACAACCGCGUCAUUUCUCCUUCUGCUGCUUCCUCAUCUCACGCUCAUUCUCACUCUCAUUCCGCCUCUACCACCUCUGCUACUCACUGAGCUUCAUUUCGCAGAUGGGUGCUCCAGCUCAGCAUGAGGAACAGAGUUUGGAGUUUCUUGUAUUUCUCUGCUCCUUAUCUGGUUGAUAUUUCAAUAAAAUGUUUUAAGUUAACAAGGGCCUUAAAGAACUUGAAGGCUGUGAAUUUUAUUCUGCAGAGUUUUAAGAUGUUGUUGCUACUCCUUGAAUGGCUACAUUUGAAGAUUGCAUCAGUUGAAAGCACGAGUUUCGUUUUUUUUA